AUGAGUGCUUUUGAAAAAACGGGCAUAUGGCCAUAUAAUAAACUUGCUUUUAGUGACGAAGAUUUUGCUCCGGUUCAAGUUUACCAAUCCAAUUCUAACGCUACUAUAAAUAUUAAUAGGCAACAACAAGAAGACCCUAGUGAAGAAAACGUAAUUGUUGAACAAUCAACUCCACUGAAUUCACCGCCAUCGUCAUCAUCCCUGCUGCUACAAUCAAUAGACUUUGAUGCACCAUCAUCAUCUGCUCCUGGACUAAUAACUCCAGAGGCAGUUCGACCCUAUCCUAAAGUAAAUAAGAGUCAAAGUACAAAGGCGAAGAAAGGAAAAUUACCAGGAAAAUCUAGAAUUUACACAGACACACCAGAAAAGCAAAGGCUUCUAGAAAUACAAAAGGCAAAGGAAAUGAAAAAACAAGAGCAAGAAAGAAGAAAUAAAGCUAAAGAAAUGAAGCGUGCAUUGAAGAUGAUAGUCAAGACUGAUAAAAUAACGAAACCAAAGAUACAAAAAAAAGAUGCAGAGUUAGAAACUGAUAGUGAAGAUGAAAUUAAUAUAAGUUUAAGGGAGAGCAGUUCUUCACCUUUAUCGACUGAAGCAUCGGAUUUUGAAGAAGCAACUAAUAAAGAAGAACCAGAAAACGAAUAUGAUCUGUACGACCAAAUGCCGCGAAAUUAUCAAAGAAAGACAGACCGGCAAAAAUGGAGCGAGGAGGCUAUGUCACGAGCACUCGAAGAAGUAAAAAAAGGCAUGCCAUAUAAAACAGCCAGCAAGUUCUCGGAUAUUUUCGGCGAUGUGGACUUUGUGGCUGCAGAAACUACUGAUAUGGAAGCGGCUGCUCAAAACGAGGUUCCCAGUACUUCGGAAUCUGCUUUAAACGACGCUGUUGACGCCCAAGUUGAUCAAACAGUUGCUGUUCCUGAUCCACAACAACCUGAGUCGGGGGUAUAUGAUACCAAUACGACAGAUACAUUACUUAUAAAUGAUUGUAGAACACCUUCACCACAAAUCUUAGAUUCAAAUAGGACUCCAACAUCAUCACCUUCAUUACUUUCGCAAGAAUAUACUUAUAUUCAAAACGAUCCACCAGUGUCCCUGAAUUCUACAAAACCUCAAGAGAUUGGCACUGUCACAGCCUCCAAAUCAUUAUUAGAUUUACCAUCAACAUCUUUUGGUGUAUAUUCUCCACGAGACCUUCAACCUUUGCCAAAAAUAGACCGAAAAAGAAGUAAGAAUGUAAGAAAACGAAAAAUAGAUACAACGGUUUUAACUAGCACACCUUAUAAAAGCUAUUUAGAAGAAGAAACGCAAAAAAAGAAAGAAAAAGAAGAGGAUUAUGGAAACAAUCGCAAGGCCUGGAUGACGUCUGAUAUUUUUGUCAAGUGGGUGCGGGACUGGGAUCGAGAACUGAAUAAAAAAAAGAAAAAGAUCCUGCUUCUGGUUGAUAAUUGUCCAGCUCAUCCGCAACAACAAGAAGACCCUAGUGAAGAAAACGUAAUUGUUGAACAAUCAACUCCACUGAAUUCACCGCCAUCGUCAUCAUCCCUGCUGCUACAAUCAAUAGACUUUGAUGCACCAUCAUCAUCUGCUCCUGGACUAAUAACUCCAGAGGCAGUUCGACCCUAUCCUAAAGUAAAUAAGAGUCAAAGUACAAAGGCGAAGAAAGGAAAAUUACCAGGAAAAUCUAGAAUUUACACAGACACACCAGAAAAGCAAAGGCUUCUAGAAAUACAAAAGGCAAAGGAAAUGAAAAAACAAGAGCAAGAAAGAAGAAAUAAAGCUAAAGAAAUGAAGCGUGCAUUGAAGAUGAUAGUCAAGACUGAUAAAAUAACGAAACCAAAGAUACAAAAAAAAGAUGCAGAGUUAGAAACUGAUAGUGAAGAUGAAAUUAAUAUAAGUUUAAGGGAGAGCAGUUCUUCACCUUUAUCGACUGAAGCAUCGGAUUUUGAAGAAGCAACUAAUAAAGAAGAACCAAUGCCGCGAAAUUAUCAAAGAAAGACAGACCGGCAAAAAUGGAGCGAGGAGGCUAUGUCACGAGCACUCGAAGAAGUAAAAAAAGGCAUGCCAUAUAAAACAGCCAGCAAGUUCUCGGAUAUUUUCGGCGAUGUGGACUUUGUGGCUGCAGAAACUACUGAUAUGGAAGCGGCUGCUCAAAACGAGGUUCCCAGUACUUCGGAAUCUGCUUUAAACGACGCUGUUGAUGCCCAAGUUGAUCAAACAGUUGCUGUUCCUGAUCCACAACAACCUGAGUCGGGGAUCGCCGUGGAAAUAUAA
Amyelois transitella is the source of this 2268-nucleotide messenger RNA. RefSeq lists its product as uncharacterized. Lineage: Eukaryota; Metazoa; Arthropoda; Insecta; Lepidoptera; Pyralidae. The transcript has 9 exons. The coding region runs from base 1 to 2268 and encodes 755 amino acids. Gene Ontology annotation, molecular function: clathrin binding; nucleic acid binding. Gene Ontology annotation, cellular component: intracellular membrane-bounded organelle; cytoplasm; vesicle. The record is from RefSeq and is a predicted model, not a curated record. Gene Ontology annotation, biological process: clathrin-dependent endocytosis; clathrin coat disassembly.